UGCUCACACUCGGGCUGAACUCGUCCUCGCUGCCUCCGCUGUAGUGUCCACUCCACGGAGCUAUGCCGUUCACCGUGACGACCAGCGCGACGUGAUCCGACACGCGCCAAACGUGGAUUAACGUGCACGGACUUUGUUGAACGAUUUAAUGACUUAUUUUUCGUGCGUGGUUUGCGAAUAGCGAAAAAAAGUGGCAUGUUGUUGUUCACUCGUCGUGGGUCAUGGGAACUGCGGUAUCCAAAAGGAAGAAUUUGAGGAGCGACGCAAUUUCUUCCGUGACAGCAAAAGUUCGAGCAGCCAGAGCCUUCAGCGAGUACCUGUCCACCACCGGCCCUGAGAACCACAACGGAGCACAUCACCUCCUGUCUGACACCUUUGCCGUCCCGGAUUGCGAGUCUCCAGUUAUCAGCCACUUGCAUAACAACAAUCUGCCUCCUCGGAGCCACUGUCUACCCAAACCUAACCACAAUACCCAGUCCCAGCGGAGCACCCAAAUCAGCACCCUACAGAACCAGGCACCUGUGGGACCCUCCAAACGCCGACUCUCCACCGAGCACAGCAUUUCAUCAGAGGAUCAGACAGUAGCGCCUACCUCCAGAGAGAAGCCAUCUCGAGUGUACACCAUCACCCGAGAAGGCAGCAUGACUCUGGGAAUACGAGACAGUGAGGAGAGCCUGGAGCUGGAGGUGCUGAAGACGUCAAGGGAACAGUCUUCGGCCCAGUCCCAGGCUCCUGCCGCCCCAAACCCGUCCUGCACCAGCCAGCCUUCCCGCAGCACCAGCACCCAUCACAGGAGCAGUCAUCACCGGAGCAACCAUCACCACGGUAACCAGCAUCAAAGUGGCGGCAGCGGCCCCUCUUCCUCCCAGCCUCUGAAGAGUUCGGGCAGCGCUAGUAACAUCCGGGACUGGGGGCUCCGCAGGGGGAACUCGAGAGAGGAGUACACCCCUGACUGCGUGGCCUGUAUCCGAGCACCGUGUCAGAGCCAGAGGUCCCUGGAUCUGGACAUCCCGCCGCGGGACGGAGGGAAGCCGCGCAAGAAGCUGGAGAGAAUGUACAGUGAAGACAGAGCAUUGUCAGAAGAUAGGGAGGAUGGUCCCAAUAGCUGGUUUCCCAAAGAGAACAUGUUCAGUUUCCAGACUGCCACUACCACCAUGCAAGCGAAUUUCCGAAAACACUUGCGAAUGGUGGGCAGCCGUAGAGUCAAAGUCCAGACCUUCGUGGACCGCCGGGCCAAGAGUUUCAGCCGCUCAUGGAGUGACCCCACCCCCGUCAAGCCCGAGUCUCUGCAUGACUCCAGAGACUGUGGGGACUUGCAGACCUCGACAGGGACUCUGGACGAUGGGCUGGGGGAGGAUCCAGACUGGGAGGAGGAGAGGGCGCAGGAGAGGGCCGCCUGUGAUGGAGAGGACUUCAUACCUCCUAAAAUCAUGCUUAUUUCCUCCAAAGUCCCAAAGGCCGAAUAUGUCCCCAACAUCAUCCGCCGCAACGACCCCUCCAUCAUCCCCAUCCUCUAUGACCAUGAACACGCCACCUUUGACGACAUCCUUGAGGAGAUAGAGAAGAAGCUCACAGCCUACAGGAAGGGCUGCCGCAUCUGGAAUAUGCUCAUUUUCUGCCAGGGGGGACCAGGACACCUCUACCUGUUGAAGAAUAAAGUGGCCACAUUUGCUAAAGUGGAGAAGGAGGAAGAUAUGAUCCAGUUUUGGCGGAGGCUGAGCAGACUGAUGAGCAAACUCAACCCAGAACCAAACCUCAUACAUAUUAUGGGAUGUUACGUGCUGGGCAGUGCCAAUGGAGAAAAGCUAAUCCAGACACUGAAGAGACUGAUGAGACCCUCCGCAGUGGAAUUCAAGUCUCCACUGGAGCUGUCUGCGCAGGGUAAAGAAAUGAUUGAGACCUACUUUGACUUCCGUCUGUUCCGCCUGUGGAAGAGCCGUCAACACUCCAAACUCCUGGACUACGAUGACCUGUUGUGACCCCGCUGAAGUCAACUGUGAUGAGGCUUGAUGCUACAUGGUUUCCUCGAGAGUGAUCCCAUUGCCCUGCUCUGACAGACAGUCGGGCUUUUGGAGUGCCCCCUAGUGUCGGACGUCACACAUUGGCUGGCUUUGAGCCACAAAGCCAUGAGGUUCAUAUGGGACUAGUGUGUGGUUAGUCUCCAUUACCUUUCCAAGAUGGCGGAAAGGGUUAGCGGCGGUGUUAGCUAGUACUGUCUACUGAGUUUUAGAGUAGAAGUUUAACCAUGACAGAAGAGUUGAUGGUCCUUCUACAUUUCUGAAGGAAUUUUGAGCCGAGAAGAUUAGUGCUUCUAUGUAUAUAAACAAGUGCUUUCUACAGCAUUAGCAAUGAUGAAUCCAGCAUCUCUUUCCAUAUUUUAUGUGUGAAAUCUAACCUUGAUGUGACGCUGUAUUGAUUACAGCUUUUAUAAACAUUCAAAUGGGUGUAAUGGUAUUUUGUACAGACUUGUUGUUAUAACUCAGGUGAAAAUCUUUAGUUUGAUAAGAAAUUAUACUCACGGUUUGUAAGGCGAUAUACUGUAGAUACCACUCCAAGGCCUUCAACGAUAUUUAUGGUCAGGGAUGGUGUUUAUCUCCUAUAGCCUUUUACUAAGCUGUAGCCUUUCUGACAAACUCGUGCAUGUAUAUCAUGACGUUAGCAUUAGCAUAGCAUUAGCUCCAGUCCUGGCCGCUAACAUGCCGCAAUGCUAGCUUUUUUUUUUUCUUGAAGUGUUGGCGAACAGGAGCUCAUAUCUUUAAUACCUGUGUGUUGCAUGUAGGCUAGUUGAUUUUUCCUCUCGGAAGAAAACAAAAUAAUUGGUGUUACUCAAUAUUCAAUGCUAGAUUUAUUUGAACAAUUCUAUUGGUGGAAAUAUAUUGUUUUAAAUUAGCAAAUCAUUUAAUUACAUUUUUUAUUUUUAUUUGUUUUCACGUAGAAUUUGUUUUUUGUGUUAAUACACUUAAUUCUGCAUAUAUCAAAUUACAAUUCAAACAUAGGAUAGGGCCUAAAUGGGCAUAAAUGUGUAUGAAAAGAAGAUGUAUGUUAUUUAAAAGAUCAUCAAUGCUUCCAUAUCAGUCAACAGCAUUAUGAUAAUUUGUGAAAAGAGCCAAAAGGUAUUCAGGGAUCUUUCAAUUAUCAAAUCCAACUUACACAGCCAAAAAAUAUAAAAAUAUAUAUUUUUACGCCAACCAAGGCCUUGAGGUACUAGAAACUAUCCAAAUGGCUUAAUCACUUUAUGAAUCUAUAUCUUCAAGAAUCAUACAAGUUAUAGCCUAAAGUUUAACAAUAUUCUGACAGCCAUACAGAGCCUUCUACAAAGCUCAGUAUUUCCAUUAUUAAUAAUGGUUAAUAAUCAUUCAAUAAUAGAUAAAUAAAGGUCACCAUUUGUGACAUAAAUGGAUAUCUUGCUUGUCAUAAUUUAGUAGUAAGUACUGUGUUCGGGGAGAUAACUGAUAUUAAUUAGCCUGUUGAUGAAGAUGUGCUGUUAUUACUGUAGGCUAAAUAUUAAUGUUUUCUACACAUCAUUAACUUUAGUCAUAACACUGUUAAGUAGCCUAAUGUUUGGUAAAUAUAUUUAUUAUAUCAUUUGGAAAGGGAAAAUGACCUACUUGUGUACAUUGUUGUGAAUUUUGAUGAUGCUUUGUGAAUUUAGGAAACAACAAUAUGCCACAAAUUUUAAAGCUUAGUUAGAGCUGGUGGUAUAACAUGAG
This is a messenger RNA of Periophthalmus magnuspinnatus, 3710 nucleotides long. RefSeq names its product NMDA receptor synaptonuclear signaling and neuronal migration factor b (gene nsmfb). Lineage: Eukaryota; Metazoa; Chordata; Actinopteri; Gobiiformes; Gobiidae. The record is from RefSeq and is a predicted model, not a curated record. The transcript has 15 exons. Gene Ontology annotation, biological process: regulation of neuronal synaptic plasticity; positive regulation of neuron migration. Gene Ontology annotation, cellular component: cytoplasm; nucleus. The coding region runs from base 222 to 1979 and encodes 585 amino acids.